Messenger RNA from Suillus paluster, 1600 nucleotides. Its product is annotated as MFS general substrate transporter. The annotation marks the transcript as partial. Gene Ontology annotation, biological process: transmembrane transport. Gene Ontology annotation, cellular component: fungal-type vacuole membrane. The record is from RefSeq and is a predicted model, not a curated record. The transcript is spliced from 15 exons. Gene Ontology annotation, molecular function: transmembrane transporter activity. NCBI's taxonomy places the organism in Eukaryota, Fungi, Basidiomycota, Agaricomycetes, Boletales, Suillaceae.
GCCGAGCUGCAGGCUUCGGAUUUACCACCGCCCCGGCCAGCAAAUCUUGAAUUACUAUUUGCGGUACUCAAUCUACCCUGCAGACCAAUGGUCAUCGUCACUGUGACCUUAAAAUGGUGACAUAACACAUUUUUAGUCUCCGCGCUGGCGCUUCCCAGAAGAAUGGAUGGUCGAACCGAAUACCGUAUCACCCAGUCAGUGAGGUUUCAGGGAGCAAGAAGCGGAUAAUAAUUUAAUACCUCUGCAUAUAUAUGACAUCGGCAGAAUGGCAUGAAUGAUACCAGUACUACAGGUCAAGUUAUGACUGCCAAGAAACGGUCACUUAGCAUAGAGCUCACUGAACUUGCGCCUGAAGUCUUGCCGUACGAUGGGUGGAAAACAAGAGCAGCUCUUCCAGACGACCAGGAAUCACUGAAUGAAAAAGUUUCCAAGAAGCCUGUGAUACCUGUUGCUGGAGCACCAGAUGGAGGAUUGACCGCGUGGUUGGUCGUUCUUGCUGUCAAUUUAGCUUUAUUUUCUACGUUUGGGGUGAUCAAUGCAUGGGGUGUCUUCCAAGCGUACUAUGAAGAAAAUCUACUAAGUCACACCGCUCCUUCGACUAUAGCGUGGAUCGGUUCUACGCAGUACGCGCUCGUGUUCCUUCCAGCGCUUGCGACGGGACGACUGUUUGAUAUAGGAUACUUCAAGAUACCGUGCUUCGCCGCUAGCUGCAUUUUCGUUGCGUGCACCUUCAUAACCGCGGAAUGCACUCAAUAUUGGCAAUUCUUACUUGUGCAAGGUGUCGGUUUGGGAGCUUGCUGUGGUACCAUAGUCAGUCCCGCACUUGUUGUCAUCUCGCAUUGGUUCGACAAGAGACGCGGCAUUGCUUUGUCGCUCGCCGCCGUUGGAUCUUCGAUUGGCAGCACCGUGUUUCCUGCAGCGGCGCAAAAAUUGAUUCCAUCAGUCGGAUUUAAAUGGACGAUGCGUAUAUUUGGAUCGAUUUUGGCUGCUACCCUGGGGAUAGCCAACAUAUUAAUAAAACGGCGGCUUGGACCCGCCAAUGUUAGUGGGGGACUCUUCAAUCCCAAAGCAUUCCGCAACACAGCAUAUGCCGUCUUUUGCAUUUCAGGAAUAAUGGUAUUUUUAGGCCUUUAUACAGAGCUAACAUACAUCUCUGUGAGCGCCGUAGCAAUCGGGGUCUCCAAGAAUAUUUCAUUCUAUAUUCUCUCGAUCGCGAAUGCAUCAUCUACAUUUGGUCGUGUGGCGGCUGGCCUAAUAGCUGAUAGAGUCGGCCCACUCAACACCAUGGCAGCUUUCACCGCUGUAGCGGGGAUUACGACAGUCGCCUGGCCCUUUGCUAAAAAUGAAUCCCAGCUCAUUGUAAUAGCCGCCAUCAACGGGUUCUCCACGGGGGGAUACAUAGCUCUCUUCACUGUAGUUGCUGUUGCCAUGGGAGAGAUCGAAGACGCCGGGCGCCGAGUGGGAAUGUUUAUGUCCCUCGCUGCCUUUGGAGCCAUUGCAGGUCCUCCAAUAUCAGGCGCCAUCAGCACCGCGUCAGGAGGGUUUAUUGACGCGGGAUACUAUGCAGGUGGCGUCACUAUGUGUGCUGUAGGAUUGCUAC